Gadus chalcogrammus (walleye pollock) is the source of this 2471-nucleotide messenger RNA. Its product is annotated as RNA-binding protein 39-like. Gene Ontology annotation, molecular function: RNA binding. The coding region runs from base 130 to 1716 and encodes 528 amino acids. Gene Ontology annotation, biological process: mRNA processing. The transcript is spliced from 15 exons. Gene Ontology annotation, cellular component: nucleus. Lineage: Eukaryota; Metazoa; Chordata; Actinopteri; Gadiformes; Gadidae. The record is from RefSeq and is a predicted model, not a curated record.
GUCUGCGCGCGCACCCUUUAGUGUCACACGCGCCACUUGUACACGGAGGUGCGCGUGAACGACGAAGCGACGAUUUCGUCAAAACUCACGACUUAUAGAAGCAUUCAGGCCAUCAAGACCCGCUGCAUCAUGGCAGAUGAUCUGGACAUUGAGGCGAUGCUGGAGGCGCCGUUCCGAAAGGAAGAGCCCAAGAACAUCAUCUCCCCGAGACAUGAAGAACACAGCAAGAAGAAGAAGCGCAGUCGGAGUCGGGACAAGAAGAGGAGCAAGAGCCGCGAGAGGAAGAAGAGCCAUGACAGAAAACGCCGCCGCAGCCGCGAACACAAGCGCAGUCGGUCCAGGAGCCGGGAGCGCAGCGGCCGCUACCGCGACCACCACAAGGCCAGCGUGCGAAAGAGGUCCAAGAGUAAGAGUCCCGUGAAGAAGGAGCGGUCGAGUCCAGUCAGGCAGCCCAUAGACAACCUGACCCCAGAGGAGCGGGACUCCAGGACCGUGUUUUGUAUGCAGCUGGCUGCCAGGAUACGACCCCGCGACCUGGAAGAGUUCUUCUCUGCUGUGGGCAAGGUACGGGAUGUGCGGAUGAUCUCUGACAGGAACUCCCGUAGGUCAAAGGGCAUCGCCUACAUAGAGUUCGUUGAGGCCAACUCCGUUCCUCUGGCCAUCGGCCUCUCCGGUCAAAGACUGCUGGGAGUUCCCAUCAUAGUGCAGGCCUCCCAGGCGGAGAAGAACCGGGCGGCGGCGCUCGCCAACAACCUGCAGAAGGGCAACGCGGGGCCCAUGAGGCUCUACGUCGGCUCGCUGCACUUCAACAUCACCGAGGAGAUGCUGCGCGGCAUCUUUGAGCCUUUUGGACGGAUCGAGAGCAUUCAGCUGAUGAUGGACAGUGAAACAGCGCGCUCGAAAGGCUAUGGCUUCAUUACGUUUGCAGACGCAGAGUGCGCUAAGAAGGCGCUGGAGCAGCUGAACGGGUUCGAGCUGGCCGGGAGGCCCAUGAAGGUGGGUCACGUGACGGAGAGGAGCGACUCCUCCAGCGCCUCGUCCUUCCUGGACUCUGACGAGCUGGAGCGCACCGGCAUCGACCUCGGGACCACGGGACGCCUGCAGCUCAUGGCCCGACUGGCCGAAGGUACCGGUAUGCAGAUCCCCCCCGCUGCUCAGCAGGCUCUACAGAUGAGUGGCGCCAUCGCUAUCGGGGCCAUGGCUGCUGUCUCAGCGGCCAUGAAUCCAGGGAUGAACCACGGGAUGAACCAACAGAUGAACCACGGCAUGAACCAGCAGAUGAACCACGGCAUGAACCAACAGAUGAACCACGGGAUGAAUCAAAGCAUGAACCACGCGAUGAACAUGAACGCCGCCACGAUGAACCUGCCCUCCCAGCCUCUGGCCACACAUUGCUUCCAGCUGUCCAACAUGUUCAACGGCAACACUGAGGAGGCUCCUGGGUGGGACAUGGACAUCCAGCAUGAUGUCAUCGAGGAAUGUAACAAACAUGGAGGAGUCAUCCACAUCUACGUCGAUAAAAACUCUCCUGAGGGAAAUGUCUACGUCAAAUGUCCCACCAUUCCUUCUGCCAUGGCUGCUGUCAACGCUCUUCAUGGGAGAUACUUCGCAGGGAAGAUGAUCACGGCGGCCUACGUUCCUCUGCCAACCUAUCACAACCUGUUCCCUGACUCGGUCACCGCCAACCAGCUACUAAUCCCCCCUCCACGCCGGUGAUUCAGCUGCCAAUCAUCCCACCUCUAUCGACUGAUUGGACACUGGAGCGAAUAUCCCGGUUUUUGUUCUCUUAUUGGUUUAGGUGUUGAUGGACGCUCCCUGGAUGGUUUCUGGUUGAAUUGACUGAAUCCUUUGUCCUCUAUUUUUAUAAUGUCAACGAGCCAAUAGCUGGAGCAGAUGCUAGCCGGGGAGGGGCGGGAUCCCAUGUUAGGGGCAGGGUUAAAUGCAAGGGGGCUUUGCUUCUCCGUGACCAGGCUCCAGGAUUGGACGCUGUCUCAUGGAAUAGUUUGUGAUUGGUUGAAGCCAUUUGGUAUUUACAGUUUUUUAAUCAAGAUUUGAUUUUGUAAAGUUCUUGAUUCAAUUUUAUUUUAAAUUUUGUCUGUGUUAUAAUAAAAGAUAAAACAACUGGUUGGGAGCUUUUAUAACGAUGUCACUCCCUAAAGCUGUAGGAGGAAGAAGAGUACCAAGAAUUCAAAGAACCACCACUAGCGAAGAGAUCAGAGUGCUACGCAUACAUUUCUCUAAUGUCUAGCUAUAGUGAAAGAGUGUAAAAUGAUCAGCACUAUUGGUCAGUAGUUAAAAUGAGUUAGAAUAGAUCAGCCCUGUUUGUCUAAGUAUUUAUAAUGAUUUCUGGUGGACUAUAAUUUAGAUAGGAGGUGUUGGACUCCAAAUAGGAUAUAGAGAGAGGCCUCUUAAAUGAACAUUUAGGUAUGAUAUAGAGAAGGGACCGACUUACGACAAAUCUAUCAAGUUAA